This is a messenger RNA of Cyprinodon tularosa, 7821 nucleotides long. It is a transcript of the gene xkr6b, whose product is annotated as XK, Kell blood group complex subunit-related family, member 6b. Bases 1 to 1737 code for a protein of 578 amino acids. The transcript has 3 exons. The record is from RefSeq and is a predicted model, not a curated record. Gene Ontology annotation, biological process: engulfment of apoptotic cell; apoptotic process involved in development; phosphatidylserine exposure on apoptotic cell surface. NCBI's taxonomy places the organism in Eukaryota, Metazoa, Chordata, Actinopteri, Cyprinodontiformes, Cyprinodontidae. Gene Ontology annotation, cellular component: plasma membrane.
AUGGCAGCGAAAUCCGAUGGUCGCGGGGUCGUCACCGGUUUCGCCCAGCUGCACAACCUGGACGAAGUGGUGGGGACGGGAGAGGACGACGCACGGGACGGCAGCUCCUUCCACAUCUGCCACUGCUGCAACACUUCGUCAUGCUAUUGGGGCUGCCGGAGCGCCUGCCUGCAUUACCUCCGGAGGAAGGGGAGAGGGAAGGGGAGGGAUGCGGGGAGACCACCACGGGAGGAGCGCCUCUGGCUGGACUGCCUGUGGAUCGUCCUGGCGCUGCUGGUCUUCUUCUUGGACGUGGGCACCGAUCUGUGCCUGGCCGCCGACUACUACCACAAACGGAAAAUAAUGUGGUCAGGCUUGACCCUGCUCUUUGUCCUGGUGCCCUCAGUUCUGGUCCAGAUCCUGAGCUUCAGGUGGUUUGUGCAGGAUUACACCGGUGGAGGACUGGGCUCCGUAGAGGGACUAAGCAGUCGGAGGGCUACGACUAGUUACCAGAGGGACAGAUGCUGUCGCCUUUCUGUCUGGAUCUGGCAGACCAUCAUUCACAUCUUUCAGAUGGGACAAGUGUGGAGGUACAUUCGCACCAUGUAUCUUGGGAUACAAAGUCACAGACAGAAGGAGAACCAGAGGCAGUUUUAUUGGGCUAUGAUGUACGAGUAUGCUGAUGUCAACAUGCUGCGACUACUGGAGACCUUCUUACAUAGCGCCCCUCAGUUGGUGCUUCAGCUCUGCAUCAUGAUCCAGAGCAACAAGGCUGAGUGGCUGCAGUGUCUUUCUGCCAUGUCCUCCCUGCUGUCCCUGGCCUGGGUGCUAGCUUCCUACCACAAGCUCCUCCGUGACUCCCGUGAUGACAAGAAGAGCAUGAGCUACCGAGGUGCCCUGGUGCACCUGUUCUGGCGCCUUUUCACCAUCUCUUCACGGGUGCUUUCCUUUGCCCUUUUUGCCUCGGUUUUCCACAUCUACUUUGGCAUUUUUGUGGUGCUCCAUUGGUGUGCCAUGGCUUUCUGGGUUAUCCAUGGCGGCACUGACUUUUGCAUGUCUAAAUGGGAAGAAGUACUGUUCAACAUGGUAGUGGGGGUUGUCUACAUAUUUUGCUGGUUCAAUGUACGUGAGGGUCGGACACGUUACAGAAUGGUGGCCUAUUACACUAUUGUGUUGUUGGAGAACGCUAUCCUGACCUCACUUUGGUACGCAUACCGCGAUCCAGCUGCCACUGACGCCUAUGCCUCUUUUGCCAUCUGUGGCGUCUUCCUGUGCUUUGCCUCAGGUGUGGCCUGUAUGAUUCUCUACUAUGGGGUCCUACACCCCAUGGGUCCCCGACUGAGGAUGUUGGCUAGCUCCUGUUGUGCUGAGCUGCUAUGGGGCCUCCCGUUACCACCUGAAGCUGAGCCAAUGGCUCCCACGCCGGGGCCUCGUGGCUCCCAGGCUACCCCUACACGAGGCGUGGCAGGGGAACAAAUGGGGUUAGAUGAAACAGCUACAGACACAUGCCUUCCAGUUUUCCAAGUGAGGUCCACAGAGCCUGUAGAUGCAUCGGGCAGGCCUAUCCCACCUGAGGGCCCGCUUAUUAAAAUAGAUAUGCCCAGAAAACGCUACCCAGCCUGGGACGCACACUUCGUCGAUCGACGACUGCGCAGGACCAUAAAUGUACUGCAGUUUGUUAGCCCCAAUGCGGUGGGCAUCAGGUAUAGGGACGGUCCUCUUCUUUAUGAACUUCUACAGUACGAAUCCUCUCUCUGAAGGUCCUUCCCACAGCUCUAUUCCACCUUUUACUCAGAAUGAUGCACAUGCUUUUCAUUUCUCCUCAGAUGUUACAUUAAAUUUUUUCUCGGGCUCUCUUCAUCACUCCUCAAUAAUCUGAAGGUUUUCCAGUUUUCCUGGACGUGUUUUUUGCCAACCAAAAACCUAACAGAGCAAACUAGACACAGAUUCAAGAAUUAUUUUUUGGAAGACAAAAAAAAAAAAAAAAACUCAUAGUGCAAAGAAAAUUAUGAAGAUACAGUAUUCUAUUUGAUAAGUAUAUAUAAAUGUAUAUGUCUCAGAUAAAUCUCUCUAUACUGAUAUAGGAGGCUUCUAAAUGAGUGUGUAAAUAACAUAUGAAUGUUACAUUCUGAAAUGUGUUUAUGUGUUAUACUGUGUUGGUGAUUCAACCUGUGGAUAUUUGUGAAGGGCAUAUUUUGUGUCUUUUGGGACAUGGGACUAGUGCAAAGCCUGAUGGGAAUGAUGGAGGAGAGUCUCACAGGGCCCAGGUCUUUGCACACCCCAACAUUUACUGCCAUUUUCUUUGCGAGUCAUUGAGAUAUAUGACAAGUAAAAUGUUUACUAAGCCUUUAGGCAAUGAAUUCAAAAUAUAUUCACAGUGAGGUAUUUACUUGAAAAACAAUAAGUCACAAAAUAAUCAUAUUCAGACAUUUAUUUUGUUCAUGCAAAUCAUGAUUUGUUUCAUGAAAAACCCCACAACACAGCUGAAAAUUCACUUAAUGGUAAAUAACAAAAAUAAUCCUCAAUCUAUUUUACUCUCUAACUAUUUUUCUCUUACGGUGCAGACUGCCCUCUAGUGGAGGCAAACAGCAACAGAUUGUUUAUGAAAUAUGGCAUCAGAACAAAAAACUUAUAGAAACCAUUUGAUAAUAAAAGCCAUAAGUCAAAGAAAAGAAGCACAUUACUCAAAUUAUUCAUUAUGGAAAUUGUGACAAGUGUCAUAAUAUGCACAAGUUGAAUACUCUUUUAAGACUGCACAUUGCAUAGACUUAUUUUUUUGUAAUCCAGGUAUUUAUUUAAGAGUAAAAGGUUACAAAUGCAAAAUAAAGUACAGAUUUUUGAAUACAAAGACAGCCCUCAGGGAAUCCUCCACCAUUCCCGUUUGAAUACUGGAGAGUAAAACCUCCCUAUUACUAUUAUUUUGUUAUUAAAAUGUUCUUUAUGUAGUACUAGUACUCACUUGAUAGAUGCAAAGGCUAAUUUAAAACACUGAUUUCAGAUAUUUCUCUGUGAUUAUACUUCACUGUAAACAUUUAUAGUUAUCAGCAUUAUAUUUUUACCAAAAUCCUCUUUUCUACCAUUACCUAAACCUUAAAAGGUGCACUCUCUACCAACUGUGUGCCCUCCAAGAGGUGAUAACCUUAAAAACCGUGUGUGACUGCUCUGGCUCUUGCUGGCAUGUUGAUACAAAGCCAAAUGAAAUCUUAAAGUACUGUCUUUGUAAUUUAUUCACCCCGAUUAACCAGUUGAAUGGGUCUGUGAAGAACUGUGCAAUCCUUACUGGAAUGCUGUGGAGCAAUUAUAAAGUUAAGAAAUUCUCCUGGUUGAUUCUGUUUGAGCUCUCGACCACUUAUACCCCACGGAAAACCACAAUCCUCUCUCCCUAUCUUAAAAAAGGAAACAUAUAUAUAUAUAUAUUUAAAGUAUGUAUGUGUGUCUUCGUGGAACCAUGCCUUCUAAGUCAAAGAAGCUUGACUAAAAAUUCCCACAGAGGGCUACUGAAUAAUUCAAGAGAACAAUGAAUGCAUUUUAAACUUGAUUUCAUAUAUAAAAUGUAGUUUCUAUGUUGUUGUUUUGGGCAUGAUUUUAGCAUAGUAUUAAUACAUUACAAAUGGAAACCAGCAGGUGUUUCCCAAGAGCCCUUUACGACACAGAGAUCCCCCUUUCCUGGCUUUACCAGCAUUAAGCAUAGCUGUGGCAUUGUGUGCCUGCUAACAUUGUACUGUAAAAAAAAAAGCAGAUGCCCUGUAAGUCCCAGGUAAAGAGGUCAAAGAGGGCUUUUGUUUUGUCUUUUUUUGCCAGGGAUGGAAAAGAACAUGAGGACAGGUCGUUCUGCAGGGAUUGAUUAGAUAACGUGCGGUUGUGGGCGUACGCUCAUCCGUCCAUAGACCUUUCCCACGGUGCUGUUCUCUUGCUGAAUGUUUUGCUCCAUCCUUGGUUGCUGCUCCGCCCUCUUCCCCGACUCUACUGUUCAGGGCCUUGGCACACCCCUGCAAAACACUGGUGAAUGAAUGACAGGGCUGAGGCUUAAAUAACAGAUAUCCUGACAUGAGAACUUGCAAUGAGAUACACUGCCAUGACUAAAAGUUUCAAUAACCAAUCCGUGUCUAUCACUUUUCAGCCCUGAGUAUUUAAGGACUGUUGGGUUAGCAAGAGGGGAGGAAACAGUCAGCACACCAGAUUGAUGCUCAUCUUUAUGCAAACAUUUAAGUUCUGUAUAAUUUUAUUAUAGUCAAUGGAGUUGCUUAUCUGCCUAGUGAAGAAACAGCCAUGCUGAUAGGUAGAUAUUGAGUUAUUAAUUAAUAAAUAUUGUAACGCUGAGAAAAAAAAAGAAAAACAAUAGCCAAAUAGAGGUGUUCCUCAGGACUAACAACCAGAACCACUGACAAAGCUGACUCAGGGGUGUCUCAAUGCAGUUCUCAUUCCCAGGCGAAUACUUUAGGGUCUGAAAUGUGUUGUUUGCUUUUUGUAUUCCAUCCUGGGUAAUUCCUUGGCUGGGGUUAUACCUCCCAGUUCCAGAGUGGAUUUUUUUCCUCUAAGAAGCAUUGAUGUUUUUCAUUUACUUUGGCCCUUUUUUAUUCUUUGUUUGUUAGUUAGUUGGCUGCUUGAUAAGCAGUGCAUCCAGUCCUAACACUGCAGAAUUUUUCCAUAGGUGGACACAUGUCCAAAUCAGGUGCAAAUACACUGUGACUCAUCCUUUUUUCCCUGUCUGUUUGUGUCUAGGUGGAAUAACAAAUUAAGAGAUGGGCUUUGGCUGUACAGCAGUAUUAACAUACCUCCACUUAUGAUAUGAUAUUAGACUGGGCUCGAUUUCAUUUUAUGGUAACUGUUGUAUAAUUCAUAAUAGUUAUGCUUGUGUAACUGUGUCAUUAAAAUAGAAGUAAAAGAAAUUUGAUUAAUUUUAAGACUAGAAUGAGUUUAAAUGCACAACUCAAAAAUGUAUGGAAUAUAGAGUAUAUUUUAUGUAUUUUUACCAAACAACCCCCUUCUGCUACAUUCUGUAACCAAUGAUUAGCCAGAUAAUAGCUGAGCGUUAUGUUGGAGGUUUUUGUGUUUCCUAUUAUAUUUCAAUUCUACAUGGCUAUAAAGAUCUAAGCUUUAUAUAAGCUUUUUUUGUUUACACUAGAAUGCAGUAUUUAGGAAGAUACUCAUCAUACCACAGAUAGAUUCAUAAAGAAAACCCUCUACAAAGAUCUCUUUCAGGAUACAUUUUCAAACCAGAACUCCUGAUAGCAGCAACACACAGCAAGAGCUUCUGAACUGUAAGGUUGUUUAUCUCAGUCCUUGUUGUGCCUUGUUACUUUGGGUGCUUCAGUCCAGCCUGGUCAGGCAGGUAUAAACAUAAUGCCAGCAUCUUACUUUACUUUCUUUUCAUAAGCCAUCAUGCUCACCAUGAUGAUCAGAUCAAGCCGGUCAACUUUCAAAGCGCCUUGCAAAAGUAUUCAUACCCCUUCAAGCAGUUUCACAUUUUUCGCCAGACCAGCGUUUUUGUAAGGUGGAUGAAAAAAAUGUUUUAGAACGUUUCUACCAGAUUUUUCAGACUUUUUUUCCCCAACUAUUUAAACUAAGUAGGCUUCAGUUUCACAACUAAUUAUCAAUUGCAUUUUAGGUUUGACCUAGCCAUUCUAAUACACAAAUACAUCUGAUUGAAACUGUUGCAGCACUGGCUACAUUUAUAGUGUUGUCUAAUGUUAUUUUGUCUUUUAAAGGCAUUACCAGGUUUUUCUCCUAGAUGGCCCUAUAUUUAGCUCAUAUAAGUGGUAGUAUGGUGCCACCAUCACCAUGUCUGUUUUGGUCUCGAGGCCAUUUCUUCCAUACGUUUGUUAAGACCUCUACAUGGAUUAUAUAACAGAAGUGUAAUACAAUAUAUUCUCUCGGUAGAUUCUCCCAUCUAAACUGUUGAUAUAGGUGUUUUGUCUGCUCUCUGGUGAAUUCCUUCUUUUCCUGAUGGUUUAGGUGUGCCUUAUGGGAGCUUUUAGUUCACUAAUGUUCUCUAACUGACCUCUACGACAUCCGGAGAUCAGCUGGAUUUAUAUUUACUUCCGAAAGCAAUUGGUUUUAUUUGAAUGUAUAUGGGGAGAAUUUUUCUGUUCUUCCAGUAUUUUUCCUUAGAUGUCAAAAUAAUACAAUACUUUUAGCUUUUUCCCACAUAAAAGCACAAUUUCAAAAAAGUUGAACAAAUAAAAGGAAUGCAUAUUUUUGCAAGGCAUUGUACUGUGGCCCAUGUUUAUUUAGCACAUCACUGCUGUGAAUUCAACAAUUAUUUGCUGAUGCAUGUACCUCUUAUUUCUUGCAGCUGUUUUUUUUUUUUUUUUUUUUUUUUUUUCAAGCAUUUUGAAUUUGUGAAGGAGUUCUUCAGCCAAAACAACAAUUCCCGUGAUUUGGAGGAAGUUUAUGAUAAAAUGUGUAAAAAAAAAAUGAAAAAAUCUGUUGGAUUUUCAGUGAUAAAAGAGGUAGAUCAUUAUAUUAUUUUUAAAUACUCAUAUUUUCUUCCACUUCCUUGCAUGCCUUCCAGGGCUUGUUGUCAGGUGACCCUCAGCUUUUAGCAUGUCAGUACUCAAACGACCUUUCAACUUCUACAUUAAUGUGUAGCAGCAGAUCACUGUAGUGUUUAAACCUGCUUUUAGUCACAACUAUCGUUUUUACUACAAGAAGGGUGUCAUGAUGGUAAAUCAGAGCAUUUAUUUUUCCACUUGUGUUCCUACUGUAUUUUUUUGUCAAUAACCUGGUGCUGGAAAAUUUUACAUUUAAAAAGGUGCUACCAAGGUAGACUGCAGGUUCCAUUUUUUUGGCUUUCCAAGAGCAUUAACCUGCAGCGAAACCGAAAAAAUAGCCUGCAUCACACAAACUUGCAGUCUUAGAAUGCUCUGCAGCCAGCACCUCAAAUCCUCACAGUUUACAGCAGAACUCAACUCUCAAUGGUGCCAUUUUAAUUUUCCAACCUUCACUAAAAAAAGACUACAGUUUCUUACUGCUUGAAUAAUGUUUAUUCUACUGGGUUCAACAUAGAGUGGGGUUUUAUUUUGCAAUAAAUCUGUCUGCACUAGGAUUCUUUUUUUUUUCUCUGAGAGAAUGAAAUUGGCAGAUGACAAAGUGCAUCUUUUAAGCAAAAGCAAAGGAGCACAAAUGUACAUCUGAAACUGGACUUUGGGUUAUAAAAAAUAUAUAUAGAAUGUGAUUGCUGUGUCGUAAGUUCCUGUCACCUAUAUGUCCUUUAUGUGUGUUUUUAUUCUUUCGCUAUUGUAGAAUCGGCUGUAAUAUUUUGUUCAAAACUGAAUUUGAUAUUUCAACAAAGCAACUAUGUCUUAAUAUUGCUGCUAAAUUUUUUGGAAUUGUUCUGAAAAGUGAUGAGAAUUUGGCUUUGUUUAUAUUUAAUCAACUUAUUGAUUGUGUUAGCUUGUUGGUGUGUUCCAUGAAUACUCCAGGGAGGUACCUGAUUUAUCCGGGGUAUUCAAAAAGUUGGUCAUAGAGCUGCUACACGAUGCAGCUUCAUACGGUUAUGGAAAGAUGCAGCCUAUGUUGUGAGACAAAAACAUAUACAAAGGGAUUUCUUUGUUGUUGGUGAAUAUAAAAUGUAAGUAAACUGUUUUAUUGAAUCCCCUUUGUUCUUUGGAAAAAAAAACAAACAAAACUGAUGUCCAGUGUUGUACUUAAACCCUAUUUUUGGGAACAAUAUGAAUAUUAUUAAUAACAUAUGGUGCUAAAGUUCUUUUUGUAUGUUUUGGUUUUUAGAUGAAAAGAGAAAUAUUAUGCUGAAAAUGUAAUGUUAAGCCUUACUGUAGAUUCAUAUAUCAGACUGUUCAUCCCAGAAGAGAAAAAUAAAUAUAGUAUUUGAAAGUGCAA